AUAUAUAGGCCUAUCUUCUGAUUACAAUCAUUCAGUCGUAUUCGAAAUCAUCAGGACUAUAGAUCUCUAACGAAAAUGGGAGGAUGUCAAGUGAAUUUCGAUUGUGCUGCAGGCCUUUUACCGUACUUUGUAUUUGUAGCUGUAUUUGUGUUAUUUCCACUUGGAAUUCGUAAUGCUGUUUUGUAUCAUAAAACAAACGACUUCAUCGACGGAAAUUGUACGAUUUCAGACUCUUCAUUUUAUAGUAAGAAGGUCAGAUGCGAUUGUCUCCUUUGUAAGAGGAAAACAAAAACCUGCAGUCAAAUGUUUGUUGAAAUUGAUGAUAAUGGGGUAACAAGACGUCUCCAACUUUAUGAGUCAGAAGAUGACAUUGGAAACGAGUGUUUUCUAGAGCCAUGCGAUACAACUUCGGCCUCAGAUGUUGACAAAAUCUACCCAAUAGGUAAGACGUUUGCUUGUAGCUAUCAUCCGGAUAAAGACGAAGCUGUGGUAAACAAGGAGAUACCAAGGUCACGUGUACUCCAUUUGAUGAUUUGGCCCUCUGUAUUCCUGGUUCUUCUGAUGCUCACUUGCAUAGUAGCCUUCAACGUAGAUUGAUGCAAAAGAAACUGGUGAGAAAGCUUUAAUAUUGUUACGAAUUAGAUUUACAAAAUUUAAUUCUUACUACUGUACUAUUUAUGAGCGAUGCCAAAUAAACAUUUGUUCAU
Anneissia japonica is the source of this 707-nucleotide messenger RNA. RefSeq lists its product as uncharacterized. Gene Ontology annotation, cellular component: voltage-gated potassium channel complex; membrane. Lineage: Eukaryota; Metazoa; Echinodermata; Crinoidea; Comatulida; Comatulidae. The transcript has 2 exons. The record is from RefSeq and is a predicted model, not a curated record. Gene Ontology annotation, biological process: detection of calcium ion; potassium ion transport. Gene Ontology annotation, molecular function: calcium-activated potassium channel activity; potassium channel regulator activity. Bases 76 to 597 code for a protein of 173 amino acids.